This is a messenger RNA of Cladophialophora psammophila CBS 110553, 378 nucleotides long. RefSeq lists its product as uncharacterized. The transcript has a single exon. NCBI's taxonomy places the organism in Eukaryota, Fungi, Ascomycota, Eurotiomycetes, Chaetothyriales, Herpotrichiellaceae. Bases 1 to 378 code for a protein of 125 amino acids. The record is from RefSeq and is a predicted model, not a curated record.
AUGGGCAUGGCCUUCCUCCCAGAGAUUGAAGCCGGCACAUUCAGCUAUUACGCCAAUCCAAGCGCAUUGAAGCAUAUUUUGGAGGUUUUCGAGCGGAUACUGGCACAAAAAAGGAAAAUGAAUCCCAGUCCGGGAGGUGACAACAUCGAAGAGACCCUGGUGUCGGCCUUGGAGACCAUGAUGAACAAUAUAUAUUAUGACAACCUGUACCAACGUGCUGAGAGGUGGCGCGGAACGUUGAGAAGGCCAGUCGCAGAUCCUGAAGCUCGCCCAGCCACGGCAAACAGCAACCUUGACUCCCCAUCGGAUCAUAUUGCGCAGGUGUUGAGUCUGUUUCCAGAGCAUUUGAGAAAGGAUCUGGGAAAAGGACGCGCAUAG